Molecule: messenger RNA, 5410 nt
Organism: Pezoporus flaviventris
Lineage: Eukaryota; Metazoa; Chordata; Aves; Psittaciformes; Psittacidae
Gene: LSMEM1
Product: leucine rich single-pass membrane protein 1
Exons: 3
Coding region: 1861-2334 (157 amino acids)
Source: RefSeq, a predicted model, not a curated record
AAUGUUUCACUCUCUUGCUUUUUAAUUGCUUUUAGAUUUUACUUCUUUCUUUUCUGUGAAGAAUUUUUGGUGUGUUCUUAUUCUAAUUUUACCAGAACAGCUUAAGAAGAAAUUUAAAAGUCACAUAGGGAAAAAAAUAUUUAAGCAAGCUUAAAGCAUAAGAUAAGAGUAACUCACAAAACCCCAGUGUGUAGAUCAGUUUGUUGGGAGAAUAAUACCUUUGGCCAGUAACAUUGAUGUCUCUCUUACCCUCUCUCCUUUGUUUGGCAUGUCAAUAGAAUCAAACAAAUGUAAUAUACUUUGUUGAAUUAAUAAUGGUUAUCAUCUUCACUGUGAUUACACGCACAGUGAGGAAAUCAGUUUUAAAUAAUUAACAAAGAAUGCAGAAACAUAAUAAUAUUAAUGAAUUGAAGGUACUCACGUUUAUUACCACUCAAGCUGUUGAGUCUUCCCUGAAGUUGCAGGGAGGUACUAAUCAAAAUGUUCAAGAGAAACAACUGCUCUUUGGAAGCUAAAAAUAACCAAAAAGCCUCUGUGCCCCGAGGUGGUAACUCCUAGCAUGCCAUUGUUGAAACACUGGGCUCCUAAUGAUGGCAGCUGGCUACGGAUGUGCUUGUGGGGAGACAGCACAGAAGGUGCUGCCUGGCACCAUGUGGCAAUCUAGUGGAAGGGCAGUGGACACAGUCAUCCGUCCUGAAAUUACUGCUGGACACCUAAAAAUCAUACUCUCGGUAGGGGGAACCACUACUGUGCCAACUUUCCACCUUAUCUUUGUAUUUUGUAGCAACGCUUCUGAGCAGAGGAAAAGAUUAAGCAGUAAUCUUUCCUACACUCUAUUAAACAGAAAUAUGUGUACAUGUAGGCCUGUCAAUCUCCACUAUUAGGCGAAUGAGACCCAUUGCCAGGAAGGAUUUAAGCACUUAGUGUUCAGACUUAGUGCGGCUCAGUGAAGUUUGGCUGUGUGGUCCUAUCCGGGGGAAUUACAGCAAUCUUCUGCAUUUGGUUUGAUGAGGGAAGGAGUGGGUCUUUUCCCUAAACACUCAGGGCUAUUCCUCUAACUUCAGGUUUUUAACUUAAGCACUAUGUUAGGAAGCUGGUCACAUUGUGUGCAAUUCAUAGAGGAGCCUGCUUAGGUAUUGCUUCUUUUCUAUGUAUAAUCUUCUUCAGAACUGUAUUUAUAUAAACAAUCAUUCAAUAAGUUCAUGCACCCAGACUCUGCUGAGAAGUGCUGAUUAGGCACCAUCCAGUGUGUUUUUUCAAAGCAAGCAGUAUUCGUCUGAAAAAAAGGCUUUUCUGUCAGGCUUUAAUUUGUCCAAAACUAGCAUCUAUGUGGAGUAGAGCUGUAUUUGACUAAUUUUUGCUCCAUUCAUCACAAAUAGUAACUUCACAGUGAUAUUCUAAGCAGAGGACCUGAGUGACAUCCUUCCCGGCAGUGUCAGUGAAGGUUUGGCUUUCACUAUAGUCAGGCUAUCACCCUAUAUUCUACCAAGUACACACCAGAUCAAAAGGGUUAUGCAACAAAAUAACUAAAGUCAAAUGAAUGGUGGUAUCUGUCAAAGAGAUUUUUCUGUUUCUCUCCUUCUCCACACACAUACAUAUGUAUGCAUAAGUAUGCACAUGUGCACAAACACAAUGCAGAGAUUUAUAGUCAUCAAAGAUCUCCAAGAAAAAACAACUGCUAUGUACUGAGUUACCCUUGCCUUCAAGACCUAGGAAGUAUGCUGGUCCUUCAAAUCCCUUUAUUUUACAGGUUGUUAAGGCUGCUCAUCAUUUUCUUAGAACAGGACACCAACUGUUACCAGUUAUUUUCCAUAUCCCUAUUUUAAUUUACUUUUUUAAUUAUUAGUUCUUUUAGAUACAAUGGAGAGGCCUUCCUUGGAAAUUAACCUGCCCAAUACUCAGGAAGAAGGGAAACUUUACGUAGUUGAUUCCUUAAACAACCUAAACAAACUAAAUGUUUGUCCAGAUGGAUCCCAACAUGUGCUAGAGGAGGAAGAGAACGUUGGUGCUACUGAAGAAAACACGUCAGGGAGCAACAUCAGGAACCAGCGCUUGUUCUUCGUCACCUUCAUUCUUACUUUGAUCAUCAGUUUGGCACUUGUUUCAUUUGUAAUAUUCAUAAUAAUUCAAACUAGAAACAAGAUGGACCAAAUAUCAAGCAGACUAAUAGCUGAAAAGAAGAACAUAGAAGAGCUUAAGAAAAUUAACAAUAUGAUAUUAAAGCAUCUAAAUCAAUCAGGAAUUAAGGAAAAUGGGAGCUACCUCUUCACACAGUCUCCUGAUCUUCACAGUUACCUCUUUGCCCAUGCUGAGCUGAAAGUCCCUGAAGAAUAGAUCUUCUUUGGUAUGAAAUUCAGUGUAUUUAUGUACUCAAGCUAUUUUCACAUAUGGCACAUGGGUCACUUAAACAUUCUGACAUGGUCACAGGAGCAUUAGAAAAGCCAGAUGUAUGAAAGACAGUAGAAAACAGUUUUUUAUCCUGUUUCAUAUGAAUAUAGAGUUGACAACAAACUAUGAUUUAUAAUAAAUGAUGGAUUAUCAAUGAUUUUGGGCAAGAGUUCCAGAUUCUCCGUGCAUUCUAAAUUGAAGGGCUAAGGGCUUAGUUUUACUUUAAAUGUGAGUGAUCACAGAAAAUAGUAAUUUCUGUUCACAUGAUUUCAGCAUGACCUUGUUCACUUAGUCAUUCUCCUCUUGGUUUUUUUUUUUUUUUGAACAAGUUUUGUGUUUGCUUCUGUAUUAUUUGUAUUUAAGGAUAACUUCAGAUUCCUUAACUUAUAAAUAAAUCCCAUUUCUGCCAUGGACUUUGGUGGUUUUCCUUUCUGUUCAUCUAAACAGAUUGACUUACUACUGCUUUUGUGAGAAAACAAACUUGAGUAAAAUCAAAGCAUUUCAUAACAUGCCAUAUUCCUCCCAAAUUUAUAUUGGCUGAACACGUGUAUUAUAUUGUCUUAUAUGGGAAACAGGUUUAGAGGACUCAGUCUGGGAAUACCCAUCUCAUAACAAUGCUAAGUGUUCUGUCAUCAGUAUUUGCUGGUAGUUUCUGGGAGAAGACCAAGUGUUUUUAUAAAGCAACAUGGGGAAAAUGCUACAUGUUCUUGUACUCUUCCCUAUAGUUGUUGUUGGCUACUACCAGAAAACAGCCAAGUAAAAUCUGGUCUGAACCUUCAUGUUUUUAAAAUGGAGCAAUACCUCAGAGGGUAAAAGCAGGAGCCAAUGCUUUCUUGCUCCGACUUUAUACAGCUGUGGAGACCAACACCCAGAAGAGUGAACACUUAACACACUGGUGGGUAUUGUUGCCAUUUUAGCAUUAAGAACCUUCUACUGGCACAUACAUUAAGAAGCCACCUCCAUUAUCAAUAAAUUAAUCGGUUACUCCUAUCUCAACAGUGCAAUGGCAGCUGACACUAUGGAGUAUGUGCAACAUCUUCUCUUUUACUCUGAGGUCUGUUUGUCAUUCAAUGCUUCCUUAUCUCUUCUGGACAAUUUUACAAAAACAUCACCAAAGCUGACAACUUUCAUCGCAGUCUCUUCUUCCAGAAUAACUGAUAGUCCUUUCUGUGCUGGCUACUUCAUUGUCUACAACAGAGUGAAGAACUACGCCCAGGAAUCUUUCCUGGUAUCACUCUACUCGGAUUUGCCCAACCAUUCUAUUCCUGCUAUUAGGAGUGCUUUGCUUUACACCUAUGUUUUAGACCACCUACUUUAUAUUUCUUUUCUUUUCCUGACACAUUACUAUCAAGUCACUCAUGAAAACUGUGAAGUCAUUCUCAAGACUUCAUUACUCCUGUUGUUAAUGCCCAGCUGCAGUUGCAACUAUCUACUCUGGACAUCACAAGUAGUUGUUACAAAGAUGACUUUAAAAUAGCUAACAAAGAAUGAUAAAAAGUAACUGUAGAAGUUGUAAGGAAAGAAAUCCUAAAAGCUCAACCCACACAUCUUUCUGUAUAUGCUGGUAAACAAUGAAAGAAAAGGUAUUGUAAGACUAAAAAUAUGACACUCGCAGCAUUGCUUCUCUGUUCUUUGAGCUGUCAGCUGAUUUUUAGUGACAAUAUUAAGUUCGCAUCUCUCCCACUCAUCUUGUAGCUAUUCUAAGUGCUUUCAAGCUCCUGUCUUGCACUGACACACAUCUGUACUUGUUAGCCAGGGAGAAACAACUCUAGUAUUUGGUACUCAGUGCAUCUCAAAAACAUGGAUUUGUCACAUCCUUUGUUGCAACUGCAGCUAUUAGAGCAGUGUGUGGUCCACUAGAAACUGACACAGUCAAUAGUUUUUUUUUCUGGCAGGAGACUGUAAAUAAAAUCUGUGCUAUAGCAACAGUCCCCAAAGAAAUUAAAGCUUAGUUAUCUCUCUGAUCCUGUCCUCAAUUACUCUUAAUCUAGUUAUUUGAUCAGUACUCAUAAUAAAUCUACUUUUCCUGUCUUCAUUGUUGAUUAGAAGUGUCGGGGCGGUGUGGGAGAGGGUUCACUCCAUGGUUUGAUCCUGCAAGGUGCUGAGUGCCCUUAUGUGCCACAGACUUAGGACCAGCUCAGGCAUACAGAUGUGCAGGCAUGCUGAGUACCACACAGGUCUGAGGCUCCAAGUCAUCCUUUCUUGCUUCUUCAGUUGCAGUGGUCAGCUAUUAAGAUUAGUGACUGAAGCAGUGCAAAGAUCCAAGGGCCUCCUAGGCUCAUUCUGCUAGCACUGCUGAAACACAUUUGUUGUUGGAGCCACUGGUGUACAAGGGAGAAACGGAGCAGCACUGCUUAUGGCUGCUUAUGGCUUCUCAUCUCAAGAUACCAACAUCCAUUUACAGUUAGAACUGCUUCCAUAUGAGACCAGAGCAAGGGUUUACAGGGCUGCCUUGACAGCAGAGUGCCACAACCAUUCCACCAACACUUUCUGGAGUACCCCCCUAAAUAGAAGAAAGUAGCGUUUCCUGCAUGGGGACAUUUCUGUCUAAUCUACUGACAGUUAAAUAGUCCCAAAGAAAGCUUGACUCCUAAAAUUUUCUACAAACUUGACCCUGAAGUGAACUUCAGCUCAUUCCAGAGCUCCACAAUCCUCAUCUUGAAUAAACAGCUAAGUGACUAGUAAACUCCAAGCUCCAGCUGCAUGUGGUGUAACCGCCGUGCUGUAUAGGUAUAUUACAAUGUCUCCUGUAGACACCGGCAGCACACCUCAGGAGUCUUUGCAAAGUCUGCUAUAAUGACAAAGAACAGGAGCAAGGUGAUCUGACAGUCACAAUUUCAUCUUAUAGCAGCCACAGCCGUUUUCCUCAGUAGUGAUGCUACUUUAUCUCUGAUUUGCAGGCUAUAGAGGUAUCUAUCCAAAAUAACUUCGUUUUCAGUAUUUUGCUGAGUCCACUGUAAAUUAAAAUGAUGCAAAGGGGUUCGGGCAGAUGUAACAACAUGCAACUGACACUCAUCUCUCU